Molecule: messenger RNA, 631 nt
Organism: Drosophila subobscura
Lineage: Eukaryota; Metazoa; Arthropoda; Insecta; Diptera; Drosophilidae
Gene: lush
Product: general odorant-binding protein lush
Exons: 3
Coding region: 43-498 (151 amino acids)
Biological process (GO): sensory perception of smell; olfactory behavior
Cellular component (GO): extracellular region
Molecular function (GO): dibutyl phthalate binding; odorant binding
Source: RefSeq, a predicted model, not a curated record
CGCAGCUAGCCGGAAAUUCGAGGCAUUUUUUGUUUGGCAAACAUGAAGAAGCACUGGAAACACAACUCGUCUCUGGCGUUGGCCAUUGUCCUGCUGGUGCUGCUGCCCCAGCAAGGAGCGGCCGUCACCAUGGAACAGAUGAUGCAGUCCAUGGACAUGCUGCGCGGUGCCUGCCAGCCCAAGUUUAAGGUGACCACCGAAGAGUUGGAUCGCAUGCGUUCAGCGGACUUUACCAUGGAGCACACGAAGGAUUUGAUGUGCUACACCAGAUGCAUUGCCCAGAUGGCGGGCACGGUGACGAAGAAGGGUGAGUUCAGCGCCACCAAGGCGUAUGCUCAGCUGCCAAUCAUCUUGCCCCCGGAAAUGCUGGAGGCUGGCAUGGCGUCCGUAGAUGCAUGCAGGGAUGUGCAGAAACCGUACAAGGAUUCGUGUGAAAAGAUCUUCUAUACAACCAAGUGCAUGGCCGAGGUGGAUCCCAGCAAGUUUACAUUCCCAUAGAAAGCAAUAAGGAUACUCACUCGGACGUUUCUCCUUGCCCUGCAAAAGUGGGAUAGCAAGGAUAUGCAUUAGUUUUACACAUACACACGCAAAGCAAGCACCAAUAAAGGAUACAAGUGAUUGGAUUGGCUUA